UCACCACUCAGACCUGCUGAUGGGCGGGGCUUCACUCUGAAACACAACCUCCUGUAUUCUGGCUUUUCAUUUUCCUCUGAGCUCAACCAGAGAGAGAGACAGAGCGAGAGAGAGAGAGAGAGAGAGAGAGAGAUACAGAGGGACAGAGAGAGACAGAAAGAGACACAGACAGAGAGAGACAGACACAGAGAGAGAGACAGAGAGAGAGAGAGAGAGAGAAAUGGCCGUAACAACCUGCACGCGUUUUACAGACGAGUUUCAGCUGUACGAGGAGCUGGGCAAGGGAGCCUUCUCGGUGGUGCGCAGAUGUGUGAAGCUGUGCACAGGACAGGAGAAUGCCGCCAAAAUAAUCAACACCAAAAAGUUAUCAGCCAGAGAUCACCAGAAGCUGGAGCGAGAGGCUCGGAUUUGUCGCCUGUUGAAACAUCCAAACAUCGUUCGUCUUCAUGACAGUAUAUCAGAGGAGGGCUUCCACUACCUCCUGUUUGACCUGGUAACCGGAGGUGAACUGUUCGAGGACAUCGUAGCCAGAGAGUAUUACAGCGAGGCCGACGCCAGUCACUGUAUCCAUCAGAUUCUAGACAGUGUCCAUCACAUUCACCAACAUGACAUAGUGCACAGGGACUUGAAGCCAGAGAACCUGCUCCUGGCGAGCAAAUGUAAGAACGCUGCGGUGAAGCUGGCCGACUUCGGCCUGGCCAUCGAGGUGCAGGGGGAUCAGCAGGCCUGGUUCGGAUUUGCUGGCACACCGGGUUACCUUUCCCCCGAGGUUCUGAGGAAGGAGGCAUAUGGCAAACCUGUGGACAUCUGGGCCUGUGGGGUGAUCCUCUACAUCCUGCUGGUGGGUUACCCCCCUUUCUGGGAUGAGGACCAGCACAAGCUGUACCAGCAGAUCAAGGCUGGGGCCUACGAUUUCCCUUCUCCUGAGUGGGACACGGUGACCCCAGAGGCCAAGAACCUGAUCAACCAGAUGCUCACUAUCAACCCAGCCAAGAGGAUCACAGCUCAGGAGGCCCUCAAGCACCCGUGGGUCUGCCAACGGUCCACAGUGGCGUCCAUGAUGCACAGACAGGAGACCGUGGAGUGCCUGAAGAAAUUCAACGCCAGGAGGAAACUCAAGGGGGCCAUUCUCACCACCAUGCUGGUUUCUCGAAAUUUCUCUGUGGGCAGCCGGCAGACCACCGCUCCGGCCUCCGUCACAGCGGCCGCGGCAGCAGCAGCUGCAGCCGCCGGCGCCACCGCGGGGCUGGUGGAACAAGCAGCGAAGAGCUUGCUCAACAAAAAGGCAGAUGUCAAGAAACGCAAGUCCAGCUCGACUGUUCAGUAUAUGCCCCAGACAAACAGCAUCAAAAACAGCACAGUCACCAGCCCCAAAGGAAACACCACUUCACCUGCUCUGGAACCUCAGACAACCGUCAUCCAUAAUCCAAUAGACGGAACAAAGGAGUCGUCGGACAGCAGCAACACCACCGUGGAGGACGAGGACGUGAAAGGGAAGAGCUUAGACCUCAGCUCCCUUAAGGCGCAGUCCAGCACAAGCUCCCAGCCCGAGAGCUCUCAGGGUUCCUCGGCUGCCGUGCACUCCGCUGCAAAGUUUGCUGACCUGCUGGGCUCGGUGCGUAGGGGCUCAGGGCCGGCGUCCGACGGCGAAGGGAGAACCAACACGCCGCCUCCCGCGGUCUUCUCAGCCCCCUCCCCCCCGCACACCCCCGCCGCCCCCAUGCAGAUGUCCCGGCUCACCGACCUGGUAAGCAGCGUCCGCAGGCUGCCCGUGGCCCCUGCACCUGAGAGUGAUGCUGCGCCGGCCCCUAGCGCCAGGGCCGCCCUUCCACCAGCACACUCCAUCUCCCCGCCCCCCCCUCACUCCCGCUCGAGCCCCCCCCUGUCCUCCUCCCAGACGCGCAAACAAGAAAUCAUCAAGAUCACCGAGCAGCUGAUCGAGGCCAUCAACAACGGAGACUUCGAGGCGUAUGCUAAGAUCUGCGACCACGGGCUGACCUCGUUCGAGCCGGAGGCGCUGGGCAACCUGGUGGAGGGGAUGGACUUCCACAGAUUUUACUUUGAGAACCUUUUGGCCAAGAACAGCAAACCCAUCCACACGACCAUCCUCAACCCCCACGUCCACCUGAUCGGCGAGGACGCCGCCUGCAUCGCCUACAUCCGCCUGACCCAGUAUGUGGACGGCCAGGGCCGGCCGCGCUCCAGCCAGUCGGAGGAGACUCGCGUCUGGCAUCGCCGGGACAGCAAGUGGCAGAACAUCCACUUCCACUGCUCAGGCGCUCCGGCCGCGCCGCUCCAGUGAGGUUUGAAUCCCGUAGUUUUGUCUGUGAGGAGUCUGCUGAGAGAAGAAGAGGAAGAGGAGGAGGAGGAGGAGGAGGAGGAGGAGGAGGAGGAGGAGGAGGAGGAGGAGGAGGAGGAGGAGGAGGAGGAAGAGCAAAAAGAACAGUUUCAGUUUUGGGGCCCCCCCUCGUCCUCCAACAACAAACCCCUCCCUCAAACGGACGCCCCGGCCUCCCAUCCCCAGCAUGCAUCUCUUCUUUGACAACUCCUCCUGCCCCCCCGUCACCUUCUGACGACCCUCAAACAGCGACUCAGCGUCCCACACACUGGGAGAUGUUGGGGGGGGGGGGGGUUCCGCACUUGUGUGAUUCCUCUGUCCUGUGGUCUCUUCUCUGUCCUCCCCCCCCCCCUGUGAAUCCCCCCACUUAAACACUGCACUGGAAUUACAGUAUGUAAAGUUUUAAGUAAAAUCUAUUAUUAUCAUUACUAUAUUAUUAUAAUUAUUAUUAUUACACAUGUAUAUGUCAUUUGUAUAAUUCAGAAUCUUGAUGCCAGUGGUUUUUAGAGUUGAAGGUUUUUUGUGUUUUUUUUCUCGAUCUUUUUAAGGAAGCAUGUUUUUCCCAUAUUAACAGUGGCUGUUUUUUAUUGUGGCUUUUAAGUGGAAAAUGGUAUUUGGCAGUUUUUUUGUAAUUUGCCUCUCGUGCGUUAGCUAUGAUACUUCGCCCAAACUCAUGGUCGACAUGUUUUUAUCUUUUUGAUUUUGUUUUCGGGGGGGGGGGUGUUUUCUUUUGGAAGCAGUGCCUGAUGAUUGUCACGUGAAGGUGGAGAGUGAGUCCUCGUGUGAUUGUGUGUGUGUAACGUCCUGAGUCCUGAUGAUGAAGAGUCUGUGCAGGGGGAGGAGCCUGUUUGUGUUUGAGCUGUCGGACGUGGGGCCUCGUCUCGUUAGGCUCAGUGGCUUCCUGUUUCAAACGUACGCAUCUUAUACAACAUGAGAGUUUUAUCGUGUGUUUACGUUUCCAUCCUGUAAAGACAGAAUGUGCUGAUGAUGAAGGUUUAAAGGACGAAGCAGCAGAGUGAGGAUGAAGAGGAACUGUCGCUGCCACCAGGGGGAAUUUUUUCUUUUUGAUUCAAACAAAGAAAAACGUCUUAAUAUUACAAGAUACUUAGUGUUUGAAUGUCACUUUGAUAAGACACAACUCAUGUUGCUUUAAUCAAAAAGGAUACGACUGCAGGUCUCAUCUCAUUAUAUAGACUGAAAGUAUUUUUUAUGUCGAAAAGAGGAGAUAUCUCAGCCAGUGAGUUUAAGAAGAUCACAUUCAAUUUUCAAAGGAUAUUUUUAGCCUUUAAUUGAUUAACAGUAUUUGAAACUUUAACAAGCAAAUGUUUAACAUAUUUUAAUAAUAAAAUAGUUGCAUUUAACAAUUAAUGAUGAAUGAGUUCUGUCUUCUUACUGAAAGUCUAAAAAUAUAGUUAACAACUCAAUAACAGAUAAAUAAACAAUAUCCCAAAACACUAAAUGCAUAAAGUUAUUUCUUAUUAUACCAACAUGACUCAAUGAAAACUAUAAUUGAAUAAGCACAAUAACAUCAAAGUAUCUUGCUAAUAUUAAGACUUUUCUUUUUUAUUUAAAAAGGAGCACUUUCAGUUAGUUGCCGGUCUGAACCUCUCUGUCCUCUGAGCCACUCGGUGUCGCCUCCUCCUGUUGAUGAUGUUUUUUUAAUUCUGCUGAAAAAGAUGCUCGGGGGGGGGUGGGGGGGUGCCCUGCUGGUGGCUCCUGCAGUCGCUAGGCAACGGCUGAAUACCCCGCUUGUAGCUCGUUUCCAUUGAAAGUCGAGAUAUUUUUUAAUUCUCUAAAUUCUCGGCAGCCGGUUCUUUUUUUUAAAGUGGAAAGAAAGGAUCCCAGCGGAGGCCUUGACCUUUCUGGCCUCCGAAGCCACAGUGGAGCUGCUGUGUGUUGUAUGAAGCACACACACACACACACACAGGUCCAUAUCAGUGAUGACAAUUAACAUGUGUGUGUGUAUGUGUGGUUGAGGCCUCUACAAGUGGGAGGAUGUUGUAUCUGCAGAUGUCGGGGAUGCUCUGCUCUGCGGUUCCUCGUCUCAGCACAGUCCUUCGCCACAGGGUGUAUUAUUGUGUGUGCAACAUCCAUCGCUCUGAUUGUGUGUUUUUUUUACAUGUUACAUUUUGGAGGUGUGUGAUUUUUAGCAGACGAUGAGAGGAGAAGGCUUUAUUUCAGAGGACAUAUCAGUCCUGCUGCCUUCAGGACUUCAGUGUUUUUCAUUUCUCAUGAUUUGAACUUGAUAUUUUCUCAUGUUUUUACUCGUUGACUCGUGUCACAGUGAAGUUUUAUCAGCUUCUCGUGAUGUUAAGUGCUCGUGCCAGGGGGCGUGGCCACGGAUGAUAAGGAUGGAGACUCUGCUGCAAUUUAGAUUUUGUCGGAGCGUAACUUUUGCUCGUCCACCGUUGGCCGCCUGGUGGUCGGACCGAGACGUGGCGAGAGCGGGCAGUCGGUGAUUGGUGGAAAAGUCCUCAGGUUUCUAUUUAUUUGGAAUAUUUAUUUAUUUAUUUUUAGAGAAUAUUUGUAUUGUGCUGACAGUUUUUCAGUUAUUUCUCGUGCACUUGUGCAGAUACUGUCUGUUGUUCAUGGGACUCGGCUCCCUGCAGGACAGCACUGGUUUUAAAGGGACAGUACACCCAAGUUGCAUCCUGCAUGUGUUUUCUCUGUAACGACCAACAUGGAGUGAAUUUAUUUUUUGUCUUUUCUCUGCGACUUCAGAUCUUCGCUGGUUUUGAAAUUAUUUAUUCAGUUUUACGAUGUCCUUUUUAUUUUUCCUCUUCUUCCUCUGAAGUCCAAUUUACCACCUUGCCACAGUGGUAAUCUAUUACUUUAAAAGUAAUGCGACGCAGGACUAGGAUUUUGUGUGAACUUUCCCCCCAAAGGCUUCAUUGCGUUAUUUAUCAAAUGUAGGUUUUUUAUUUUCGUGUCUGAUCGAGAAAGGUCAAAGGUCAAAGGUUUCCUGAAGGGCGUUCACGUGUGAUCGUGCUGAUAAACAAACACCUCGUCCUCCUCAUACAAAAUAAAGAAGAACUAGCAGCAUGCACAGUU
Platichthys flesus (European flounder) is the source of this 5389-nucleotide messenger RNA. RefSeq names its product calcium/calmodulin-dependent protein kinase (CaM kinase) II beta 1 (gene camk2b1). NCBI's taxonomy places the organism in Eukaryota, Metazoa, Chordata, Actinopteri, Pleuronectiformes, Pleuronectidae. The transcript is spliced from 25 exons. Gene Ontology annotation, molecular function: ATP binding; calcium/calmodulin-dependent protein kinase activity; calmodulin binding. Gene Ontology annotation, biological process: protein phosphorylation. The coding region runs from base 221 to 2302 and encodes 693 amino acids. The record is from RefSeq and is a predicted model, not a curated record. Gene Ontology annotation, cellular component: cytoplasm; neuron projection.